Cladocopium goreaui is the source of this 1247-nucleotide messenger RNA. The record is from the annotation of a GenBank genome assembly. Lineage: Eukaryota; Dinophyceae; Suessiales; Symbiodiniaceae.
GUCCUCGAAGCCCAGAACGCCCCAGCGCCACCGGCGGCACCGACCACGCCGGUGGGGAGCGCCAGGAGGUCGAGCCAGCGGCCAAAAAGCGUCGCACCUUAGCGCAGGCCAUUCCCACGGCUGGCCCGGGCGGCCUACCGGCUGCGGCGCCCGCAUCCCCGGUGAAGACCAAGGGACCCAAGCGAAAGGCCGCCCCAAGUGCCUACUCCUUGUGGAGCUUGGAACAUCGUUCCACUGUGGCUGAAGAAUUGGAGCAGGAGCUUCAACGAAAGCCUACUUUUGGCGAGAUCAGCAAAGCUGUGCCAGAGCGUUGGAAGGCGGUGAGCGAGGCUGAUAAAGCCAGCUAUGAAGAGAAGGCCAAGCUGGCGAAGGCAGAAGCGAUGCACGAUGUGCCAAAGGAGAAACCCAAGAAGGCCGCUGAAGGAAGCAAGAAAGGCAAGGGCAAGGGCAAGGGCAAAGGCAAGGGCAAGGAUGGUGAGGAGCCCAUGAUGAGCCGCGCCGAGUUCUUUGCUGCCAGCCCUGUCAUCAACUGUGCCUUUCAAAUCCCAGGCGUUCAGGCUGCCGAGAGCUCCAUGGAGAAUCUGGUGGCGAGGAUGUUCAAGUCGCAGGGGGUUGGCUGGUUCUCCUCCACCAAGUUUCAAGUCCCUGUGGCAUCCAAGGAGGUCACUGUGCAAGCACAAGUGGUGAUGAACGUGGCGGGCUCGAAGCAUUGGGAGGACGGCGAAGGCCUGGAUGAAGUCAUGACAAUGCUGGAGCAGCGUCAGGCGGGAGGCUGCAAGCCAGAGGAGGGCGUGGAUUCUGUGGCACCGGAGAAGUCUGAGGUACAUCAGGCUCUGGAACAUCCAGAGACAGAAAGCGCGCAGCAAGAGGCUCCCGCUGCAGCUGCAGGGAACUCAUCUGAGGCUGACGCAGCUGCCAAGGACGCUGAUGAAGCACCACCAAACGUGGAGGCUGCUGAUAGUACGGAAGUUGGAUCAAAGCUGGAGGAUGUGAAGACGCAGGAUGACGCCAAAGAAGUGGAGCCUUCGGAGGUGGAACAGCCGAACAACGAGGCAGCGAACGGCGAAGAGGAUUCCAAGAUGGAAGAUGCUGCCCAAGCUGAAGCCUCUGAGGCGCAGCCGGUAGACGCGCCAAAGGAGGCGAGCCAUCCGGCCGAGUCGCCCAUGGAAGAGGCUUCGGAUCCCAGUGCAGAGGUGGAAUCCAAGGUAGCCGACCUAGAGGAGAAAGCCCUGGUCGGCGGUGCAUGA